Messenger RNA from Silurus meridionalis, 2396 nucleotides. It is a transcript of the gene spint2, whose product is annotated as serine peptidase inhibitor, Kunitz type, 2. Lineage: Eukaryota; Metazoa; Chordata; Actinopteri; Siluriformes; Siluridae. The coding region runs from base 118 to 1293 and encodes 391 amino acids. Gene Ontology annotation, molecular function: serine-type endopeptidase inhibitor activity. The transcript has 8 exons. The record is from RefSeq and is a predicted model, not a curated record.
AAGUAAAUUGCCUACUGGUGGCGGAAGACUCACCUGGGGACAUAUUGGUUUCAGCUGCGACAAAAGCCGCUCUUACUUUUCGUCGAGCAGAAAGACAAAAACAAAAGAAAAAACAACAUGGCUCGGCUGUUUCUUUUGGCUUCUCUCUGUCUUUUUGGUUCAGGUUUGGUUCUCGGUGAGGACACAUGCGUGUUCACCCACCUGAACCGGAGUUUGAACCCAAAGUCCUUGGACGCAGGAGCGAACUAUUCCGGUCAGCUGGUCGGCUUUGACAACGAGCUUCAAUGCCGAGAUCUUUGCUGUAGUAGAGAAGAUUGCCACCUGGCUUUGAUUCAGAAACUGGGUGAUGGUUUUCCACAAUGCUUCCUCGUCAACUGUAUGAAAAACGGGGAAAAUGUGUGUGUUUUGGAAGAAAGUGACAACUCCAAAGCCUUCCUCAAGACUCUCACCAAGACAGAAGGUUAUUGUCGUGCCGGAAAAGAAGUCGGUCUUUGCCGGGCGUCCAUGCCCCGUUUCUACUACGAUGUCACUGACCAGACCUGUAAAAGGUUUGUGUAUGGGGGAUGUGGAGGAAACCAGAACAACUUCAAAACACAGGAGGAGUGCCUGAAUGCUUGUAAUGGUGUGAAAGCAUCUCCAGCAAUAUCUACAACUGAAGCUCCUCUACCUGAAAUGACGACAGAUGAUUUUGCAGCAAAGUGCAAGGCAGAAGCAGAAGUAGGGCACUGCAGGGCUUCUCUGCCACGCUACUACUACACAAAUGGCGAGUGUAAACGUUUCAGAUAUGGUGGAUGCGGUGGCAAUCAGAACAACUAUCUCACUGAGGAGGAGUGCCUGAAAACCUGCACAGUAAAAGUUGUGGAUUCUGGGAACACACCCGAUUCUGACAGUUACCAAGCUGCCUGCGUUGUGCCUGCUGAGCCUGGGCUGUGCCGUGCUUCUUUCCUCAUGUACUACUUUGACCCGAGUACUCAGUCCUGUCAGAGUUUCAUCUAUGGAGGCUGCAAAGGCAACAAGAACCGUUACAGCACUCUGGAGGAAUGCAUGUCUAAUUGUGCAGGGAGGGCUGGGGGAUUUGAUGAGCAUGGGGCUCACCACAGGGCUCGCUGGACUCCAGCCUUUUUCCUGGUCGCCACUCUGGCCAUCAUGUCAGUCGUGUUGCUUUUCGGGUUGCUCCUGAUCUCAAUUCGCCGCGUGAAGCAUCAGCGCCUCCUUUUACUGGAUGACAAGCAAGAGCUGCUACCGGAGGAGUGUCUUCCUGAAGAAGAGGAAUGUCCCCAUUUCUCCAAAUAAAUCUUUUUCUUCUCUCUGUGACUGUGCACAAAUAUAUAUCUACACUCCAAUUUAGUCACACAGCCUAUAACUUGCUGUACAUUUGGGUUCAGGAAAGCUUAGAGAAGCAAAUAUUAGACCCAUUGGGUAUAAGUAUGUGGCAAAAAAGUCCUGUAUAAACAAAACACUGUCAUGCCAGCUUUAAAAUUAACCUUAAUGUAGCAUUCUAGUGAAAUGAACUUGGCUGUUCUUUUUAGUCAUGGGGAAAAAUGAUGGUAACAGCCUUUUCUCUUUUUCCAUUUUACACUAUAAAAAUAAAGCAAUGAGCAAAUGAAUUUAAUAGUUCUCAGCUUCAGCAUACGGGCAGAUUAUUAAAAGGUUAAUUAGUGCAUUAUCUUUAAGAUACUGAUGUGUAUGCUUUAACAUAUGAAGGGAUUUUUUUUUUUAUUCUGUCUGUUGAUAGAGCAAUCAUUUUGGGUGAUUACAUGUGACAUCCUUCAUGUUUUUUCUUUUUGUUUUUUUACAGUAAGUGCCUUCAUUUUAAAUAAAGUAAAUUUUGUUGGGACAGAAUUGUUUAUUGAUGACUUUGAAACAUAUCGUGAUUUGUUCAAUAUUUGAUUAAACUUAGGAAGGUUUCUUAUAUAGAACAUCUCAAACAUGAGUUUGUUUGUACACUCCACAUAUGUUUCAGUUUUCUUUUGUGAAAGUAAGAAAACAUUUUCAUAUAUUUAAUGUGUUUCUCACACAAUUUGAGGUGUACUACAACAGCUGAACUUCAGUAUAUGUCUGAAUCUGUCUUUAUAUAAUCAAUAUUAAUCUUGGUACAUGACUGAUAUGAUUUUCAUUUGUGUGUGUGUGUGUGUGUGUAUGUAUGUAUGUGUGUGUGUGUAUAUAUAUAUAUAUAUAUAUAUAUAUAUAUAUAUAUAUAUAUAUAUAUAUAUAUAUAUAUAUAUAAAUUACAUAAUUUUUUUUUCUAGACACACCAAUCUUUUUAAGCCUGAAGAAAACUACUAAUAAUGUAAUGUUAUUUUCAGCUCUGUUUUACUAGGAAUAUUUCAUCAUCUCUCUGGAAGAGGAACUGUUUGAAAUCAGCUGUCUAAUAAUAAAAACAUUUGACUUUAAAA